CCAGAACAUACAGCAUGGGACUGCCCGAUAGAAGUUCCCUCUUCCAGGAUUCACUAUUUCCUGGAAGUGGUGUCAUACCACCUCCACUUCCAAGGCGACAUUCCGCAACGACGCAGAAGGUCAUACAACCCGAAAGGAUAGCGGAAAUGUUGGAGAAAUUACCUGAAACGACGCCGACAAAUUUGGCCUCGUUGCCGAGUGUCAUCUGCUCGAGCCCUUCACCCAAACCCAUGAACGCCCAUCAGUAUGACAGCGUCUCUUCCAACAAUUUCAUUCAAACCAACUCGUCGGCUUAUAAGGUGAAAACCAUGGAUGCGUCGAUGCUCACGCAGGAGCACGUAGAUGGAAAUUUUUCAGAUAUUGCAAGUUCACCCGACGCGAAUUUUUGUGCUAUUCAAAUGAGUCCCACGCGUCAGCCUCGGCAAACCAGAACAUACAGCAUGGGACUGCCCGAUAGAAGUUCCCUCUUCCAGGAUUCACUAUUUCCUGGAAGUGGUGUCAUACCACCUCCACUUCCAAGGCGACAUUCCGCAACGCCUGCAGACGUAAGGCCACCGAUUCCAAAGCGCAGCAGAAACGAGCGACCUAUUCCUAUAAAAAAUCCACCUCAAUCCGAACUGCAAAGUCAGGGUGAUGAUGAAUGGCCCGUAUCAGCUUCCACGUCCAAUCACAGUACCACCAGAUCGUGGCUCAACACCGCAACAAACAUCAACGCUGAUCAAAAAGCCCUGAGAACUGCCCUGGAUCAGGUAUCGCGUGAUCUCACGAAAAAGCUUCAAAAAUUUAGUACCGUUAAAGGGUCCACGACUAUCGCAGCCAACCAGUCGAGCAAACAGUAUUACGGCUUAAAAACUAAUAGGUCAUUUAGAAGAAUCGAGAGAGGUCAGCGAUCACCUACAAAUAGAAGGCAACAACAGCAGCAGCAGCAGCAGCAGCAGCAGCAACAGCAGCAGCAGCAGCAGCAGCAGCAACGGCAAUCAAGAUUAGCCGACGAAGAGGAUGAAGAUAGCGAAAACAUCGGGCCUCGUCAGGUACAUAAUAAAUUUGCAGAAAUGCAAGCGGCAUCUAAAAGACUCGAGAGGAAACUACCAAAAUUGGAAAGGAGAUUUAAAAAAAGUGCUACCAACAUACAAGAGACAAAGAGCGCUGGCCAAUCCACGAGAAUAGUGGAAAAACUGCAGAAAUUGCCCAAGGCGACGCAAACGAACCUGCCACCACCAUUAAGUGUCAUCGGCUCCAACUCGGCGCCCAAAUCCACGAAUCCGCGCCAGGAUAGUAACGUCUCCUCCGACAGCUUCAGCCAAACGAGUUCCCCUGGUUAUACGAGCAAAACCAUGGAAGCACCUCUGCUCCCACACAAGCAUAGAAAUGGAAAAGUUCCCGGUAAUGCAUUGGGACUAACCCCGGAGCCGGAAAAUCCACCGGGAAGCCCAAUCACCAAAUCAAUGAGUACACCCGCGAGUCUGCAGACUAUUGUCAGAUUCCAGAACGGCAGCAAUAUGUCAUUACAUCACCGAAUCAUCAGAGAUAUUAGAAGACCAAGUAGUCAUUACGUAACUAGAGGGAGACUACGUUUUCGAUUCGCUCAAGUUUUAGUUAACGCAGUAGCACUUAUGGCAAUUGCUGGUGGUUUAGCGGCUUAUUUCAAAUCCUAUCCAGCGACUACAAUCAAGAUACCCAACGAGAAUAAAACAUUCUUAACGAGCAGUGGGGCAGCAGUUUUAUCAGAGCCAAUAUUAUCCAUCGCUGAAACGAAAAAUCCAGCACCCGGUAUAUGCUUACCUAUUAUCGUCGCCUUCUGCCAAGAUCAUAAGAUCCCAUACAAUUACACGGUGUUCCCGAAUUACAUGGGGAACUUCCGGCAGCGCGACGCUCAGCACGAGCUCGAGCUCUACGACGCCGUGAUCGACGUGCGAUGCUACGAGCUCGCGGCUCUCUUCUUCUGCAGCAUUUUCGUGCCCAAGUGCGGACCGAAGGGCGGCCAGGCCGUGAGGCCCUGCCGAAAUCUCUGCUUUGAAACCAAAAGACGUUGCGGCUUUUUUCUCGAAAUUUUCGGACUCACUCUUCCCGAGUACUUGGAGUGCGACAUGUUCCCGGAAAGUCCGGACCCAAAUGUAUGUGUGGGGCAUGAAGAAGUUAUCGAUGCUGAGAGACGAGCGGCGAAACCAGUCUGUCUAAGCGGCUUCCAAUGCGACGAGAAGCGCUGCAUACCCCUGGACUGGCGCUGCGACGGACACGUCGACUGCGAGGACCACACGGACGAGAUCGGAUGCGGCGAGUGCAGCGACAAGGAGCGCGCGGGUCUCGCCGCGAUCAGCUCCAAGGGCGGCAUCGACAACAGCGUCCUCCUCAAGAACGUCCUCGCCCAGGCAUCGCUGCAUUGCGGCGAGCGCAGGUGCAUGUCCGCCUCGCACGUAUGCGACGGAUUCACCGACUGUCCCUGGGCCCAAGACGAGCGUAACUGCCUUCGAUUGAGCGAGAGAAACGGCGACGUAGGACGAGGUCGUUUAGAAGUGUACCACGCUAAGGAAGGAAAAUUCAUGCCCGCUUGUAUUGCCCACUGGACACCAUCAACGGCCAAAAAUAUUUGCUCGCUCCUUGGUUACGAAGCUGUGAAUUCCUCGAACUUGCUGAUGUCGGAGAGUAACGUAACGAUAGUUCGGCCGGUGUUAGAAACCUCGCAACGAUGGCGGUUGGCUCAAACGAAUGAGGGAAACUUUCUUCAAGAAUCCCAACGAUGCAUCGAUCAAAAGGAUUAUUCUACUAUUGAUUUAAUCUGCACGGGAUAUGAGUGCGGGCGCAGACCUCGCGUAUUCGGCAACUCCAAAGCGCGCAAGAGGAUCGUCGGCGGGGUGGAGUCGGCACCCGGUGAUUGGCCCUUCCUCGCCGCUCUACUCGGUGGCCCGGAGCAGGUUUUUUACUGCGCCGGCGUUCUCAUCGCGGACCAGUGGAUCCUCACGGCCUCCCAUUGCGUUGGCAAUAAUUCGGAGGUCUCGGGAUGGACGAUACAAUUGGGCAUUACAAGGAGGCACGCCCAUACCUACCUUGGCAAAAAACUCAAAGUCAAGAGAGUCGUCCCCCAUCCUAAUUACAAUCUCGAAAUCGCUCACGAUAACGAUGUCGCUCUCUUUCAGCUGGAACGCCGAGUGGAAUUUCACGAGCAUUUGCGACCUGUUUGCUUGCCGACGGCUAAUAUCGAUUUGGCACCGGGAACAGUCUGCACGGUUAUUGGUUGGGGUAAAAAGGAGGAUACCGAAACGUCGGAGUACGAACCAGCAGUGAACGAAGUCAGCGUGCCAAUUCUUGGCAGAGAAGUUUGCAACUCAUGGCUACUUCACAAAGAGCUGAAUGUUACCGACGGGAUGAUCUGCGCCGGAUAUCCCGAAGGCGGUAAAGAUGCCUGUCAGGGAGAUUCGGGUGGUCCUUUACUCUGUCAAGAUAAAAACGAUAAAGAUCGAUGGUUCGUUGGUGGGAUCGUCAGUUGGGGGAUAAAGUGUGCUCAUCCAAGAUUACCUGGUGUUUAUGCAUACGUGCCGAAAUACGUGUCGUGGAUCCUCAAAGAAAUUGAAGAAUUUUCGGAAAAAGAGUAUGGUUAGCAUUCUGUAAGCCAUCAGGAAAAAAACCAAAAUAGUUUCCGAUAAGCGACAAAACUCUUAGACAAUGAAUGUAGUAAAAUAAUGCAGCUUUCAAUAGUCGAUAUUUUACUACCGUCGAUCUGAAGUAUUUUUUAUAAGACGCGGAGCAGACGGCAAUGUUACAGCAAAGUUCAGCUAGGAAUUGCAAA
This is a messenger RNA of Ceratosolen solmsi marchali, 3784 nucleotides long. RefSeq names its product corin serine peptidase. Bases 15 to 3596 code for a protein of 1193 amino acids. Lineage: Eukaryota; Metazoa; Arthropoda; Insecta; Hymenoptera; Agaonidae. Gene Ontology annotation, biological process: proteolysis. The transcript is spliced from 20 exons. Gene Ontology annotation, cellular component: membrane. Gene Ontology annotation, molecular function: protein binding; serine-type endopeptidase activity. The record is from RefSeq and is a predicted model, not a curated record.